AUGACCGACGCUCGUCGUGAUUCAACAAGCUUUGGAGAUCCAAACGCUCAACCGCCUACCCCGCUGCACACUCCGACAUCUGCUGAAUUUGCCAGUCCCGUCUUCGAGACACCCCGGCAGCCGCACGGUUCCUUCACCGACUUGGGUAGCUCAACACCUUGCUUCGCCGAGGAAUAUUCCGUCUUCAACGCUACACCUGGCAACCUCAAAGCUUCACCUGCUCGAUUUCCUGAUUUUGUCCCGCAUACGCCCGCAACCUCCCAUAAGCGCCUCCACUCCGCCGAAGGCUUUGCUCUCGAAAUUGCAACCCAUGCCAACCACUUUUCGCCCAGCCCAAACUUGCCACCUGUCGACCCCUCGAAACGACUUGCUUCUUCUCCGAGUCUGAAUACUGCUAAAGCUUCUUUACGAGAGACCACUCCGGUACCAAGUCCUUCCCUCAACAAAGCCAGGUCUGCCAAGAAGCCUCGUCGAGGCACUGUCACCAAGGACUCCGACUCUCAUAUUAUAUCUCCACCACCAACCGCCCACAAGGGAGAGCAGAAGCUCGCUCCCAAUUCCAACAUGCAAUAUGAUCAGCCUUUUCACCAACCGGAUUUUGCCGAGGGAUCCCAGCCCCAUGAUGUAUCGGCGCUUAUGGCCAACCCUGGUGAUAUCUUUUCGUACCCUCUGUCCGCCCCUGCCGGGGCUCCCUCCAACUUUUGGGAUCCCAACACAUCUAUGGGCAUGGACCUCGAUUUCAAUGCCACCCAAGGGUUAUUUCCCCCCGCAGGAAACGGCCAUCGACAAACCGGCUCUUUUGACUGGAACACCAAUAUUCAGCUAUUCCAAGACCCAAACAUGGUGCCGCCCUCCUCGAAUCAGGAAAACGCCCCACCACAACCACAGGCGGUUGAUCACUUGACAGUCAGCGAAUACCCUUCAGAGCUUGUAAGCCCAUUUGCCAUGAUGAAUACUGGCGAAAUCGUCGAUCCUACUCUGAUGAUGGGCCAAGAUGUUGCCAUGCCUGCUUUCUCUGCGGCGGAGCAGGCAAUGCCCGUCCCUGUUGGCAAGACCACCACGAAGCCGGAUAUCCGCACCAAAGCGAAGAAUAAGUCUCAACAUGCAGGCAAAGCUCCGGAUCGCACUCUGGCCAGCGCACCUCUCAAGAAUUCUGGGAAAGGACUUGACCAACCUGCAGUGGAUCCCCGUGGCCGUGCAACGUUGGUUAGAAGCAACACAUUGCCGACGUUGGCUCCCGCAGCUCGGCCCAUGGCACAUAUUCGCAGUGGUCCGGCUGACGCUCGCCACCCGAUGGCCAGGCCAAACGGGAGGAUAUCACCCGUCAAAAGCCAACGUAGGCUCUCCUCGCUAGCCAUGGUCCGAGAAUCGUCACCGGCUAGACAACUUGCAUCUGUGCGAUUUACUAUAGAUGCUCGAGGCCGGGCCAGAGCAGAGGCCACUAUGGAGAGCCAGCACAGUAUCAACCAAAGCCUAUCAAGAUGCCAAAGCAGCAGAAACUUGUCCUCCCGCUCCACGUGGAAUCUCUCUUCUGAAUCCGAAUCCGAGGAUGACGAGCCUAUUAUCAUCCCUUCCCGUAACAACUCCUUUUCCGCCUCUUCCGCCUCCUACGCUCUGCCCGAUCCUCGGAAACCCAUUGGCUCCAUCUUUCACCGCCCUAGUCAUAGCACAAGCGAUAGAAGCAGCAGCUCAGCCAGCGCAGAGGGUGGGCCGCACGGUGACGAAAGUGAAGCUGAACCGACCCUCUACGAGCAACGCCGACCCAGUGGGGACGCUGCCAGCGAGCUCUACAAGCUUGUUGAAAGCCGCCAGAUGCGUUCGAGCCAGUCGAACAUGCCGGGACGACUACUCACCAACCUGGGCAACUUUCCAAGUGAUACAGUUUCGCCAGCUAGCCUCGCCGAAUCUGGUUAUGGAACUGAAGUGCCGGUUAUCCGUUGUGUAUGCAAACGAACUGGCGCCAGCAAGAAGGCUUUCAUGGUACAAUGGUGA
This is a messenger RNA of Cordyceps fumosorosea ARSEF 2679, 1992 nucleotides long. Its product is annotated as PHD finger domain protein. The coding region runs from base 1 to 1992 and encodes 663 amino acids. The record is from RefSeq and is a predicted model, not a curated record. The transcript has 2 exons. Lineage: Eukaryota; Fungi; Ascomycota; Sordariomycetes; Hypocreales; Cordycipitaceae.